CUGCGUGUCUACCUGUUCAGCAUUCGAACCCACGAAGUCAACUCGAACUAAGCGCAAUUGCGCAAGUCGCACGAAUCUCGGACGCUUUCUUGACUCAACGUCCAUCUGCCGACAAAUUUGUUGUUCACAUAUUUUUUUCUUUUUUUUUUGUUUUGUUUUGAAGACACCAACGCUUGGCCAGUUCCCUGUUUGGACGUGACCGGACGUUGUCCGGCGCUCAUCUGGCAGUCCCAGUGAGUUGUCAGCGACGUGUGAUUGGCUGCCCGGCGGCGUACCUGUGAUGUCACGUGGCGGGCGGAGCCGGCAGACGUUGUGGCCAUGCCGUACGUGGACCGACGCAAUCGCAUCUGCGGCUUCCUGGACAUCGAGGAGGCGGAGGGCAGCGGGAAGUUCCUGAGACGUUACUUCGUCCUGAGCGCGCAGCGGGACAGUCUCGUGUGGUACAUGGACAACCCGCAGAAUCUUCCGGAAGGGGCCCAGCAUGUCGGUUGUCUCAACCUCUCCUACAUCUCCAAGGUGACCAACGGCGCCAAACUGAGGCCUAAGGCGGACUUCUGCUUCGUUAUAAACGCUGGGAUGCGCAAGUUCUACCUGCAGGCCAAUGACCAACAGGACUUGGAGGAGUGGAUCGCCGUUCUCAACAACGCCACUAAGAUAACGGUGCCAAAGCUCAGCGAGGGUGCCGAUCCGCCUCAGGAAGUCCUGGGAGCCUUGAAGCACGUCUGCUACAAGACAGAGAUCGUCGGCGGAGUCCCCAUCGUCACGGCCACUCAGGAGCAGGCGGACGGGCCGAACGGGGCAGAGCGUGGCGCUUCGGGCAGACCCUACUUCCUGUCCAGCCAAGUCCAGGACCAGGAUGUCAUCAAGGCGGGAUUCUGUGUCAAACAGGGAGCUGUGAUGAAGACAUGGAAGCGGCGCUACUUCAUGCUGGAUCAAAACAGCCUCCGCUACUUCAAGUCCGACUCGGACAGGGGGGCACUGCGUGUGAUCCUCCUCAAGGACAUCCUCAAAGUUCAAGAGUGUCAACAAAGUGAGCUGAUGAUGAGGGACAACCUCUUCGAGAUGAUCACCUCCUCCAGGACUUUCUACUUGCAGACGGACAGUCCAGAGGAAAUGGACAGCUGGAUUGAAGCCAUCAACGGCGCUCUCGUGGCCCAGCGUGGACCCGCCAGCUCAGAUGACAGCUCUCCCGCCGUCUCCUCCUCGACCUUCUACUUGGACUUAGGCGAGGAGCUCCCUUGCCCACCAUCCUCCACUGCGCCCCACGACGGACCCCCGCCUGCCGCGGAAGACGUCCAAGUCCAGGAGAUGGGGGUGGGGGACGAGUCGCUAUGGAAGCGACGUAGCAAGGAGGACAUGGAUGUCGACCAGGAGUGAUUUAAUUCGAGGACGGCGGGGACUCGUCAGUAUCUUUUUGUUUGUUAAAUAUGUUGACCAAGUUUUUCUUACUUUCAGUUGGCUGAUUUAAAGUUUCCUUUUAAAUGCGUUUAUUUAUUAUUAAAACACUCAACACCCAAUUCCGUUAA
Messenger RNA from Hippocampus comes (tiger tail seahorse), 1526 nucleotides. RefSeq names its product pleckstrin homology domain-containing family A member 1-like. Bases 319 to 1377 code for a protein of 352 amino acids. The record is from RefSeq and is a predicted model, not a curated record. The transcript has 12 exons. NCBI's taxonomy places the organism in Eukaryota, Metazoa, Chordata, Actinopteri, Syngnathiformes, Syngnathidae.